GCAAAAUGGCGGUUGAACUUCCUUCUCUUCGUUCACUGCAAGACUUCGUUACUGACGCCCAGUUUACUGCUCCAACAUUUCGCGACAGGGAUAGAAUGGAGAACAGGAUGAUCAAUAACCUCAUAUAUUAUCAGACCAACUACUUCAUUUGUGCAAUUCUAAUUGUCAUUGUGGUCGGGACAUUGUAUCCAAAGGAUUUGAUCAUUGGUGCUGUCACACUCAUUGUUGCCUUUGUGUUAUUUGGCAUUGCCCAGAGUAAAGAGCCAAGAUUUGCACAUCUGAAGAGUCAGUAUCCCUCCCUGGUACCUAUUGCUGUGGUUGCCUUAGCAAUGCUUGUUAUUUAUGCCCUGGGAUCCACACUGGUAUUCAUCGGGGGGGUGACAUUGCCAAUAGCAGUAAUUCUUCUUCAUGCAGCAACAAGGAAGCGAAACAUAAAAAACAAAUUUGCCAAUACAGUGGAGCUGUUUAAGGAAGAUGUCACACCCAUGACUAUCUUGCUCUCAAAGAUAUGUUCCACCAAAGAAGAAAACAGAUGAAUGGGAAAUUUACUAUAAUUUUUAAAAAAAUUCACUUCUAGUACAGUGGUUUUUAUAUCAAAAAGGAAUGUAUCAAAUUGGUAUUUUUGAUGCUAGUGGCAUGAGUCAUUUUUUGCAUAUGAACAGUUAGUAGUAAGCUGCAAUUUACGAGAAAAACAGCAGUUUAAGGUGGAUUACCCCUCCUUCAAAAAUGAAAACUUUUUGCAUUUGACCUGAUCAGUCUUAGGAAUGCCACAUACAGACAGAUACAAGAUAGAAGGAGCCUGUAGGGGUACGUAACAUAAUUUGAAACAAGUAAAGUCAUACUUUUAAAAUCAGUUACAGAGUCAAAUUAUUUUAAAGUGCAGUCACAAAAUAUAUCAUCUAAUUAUACCCAGGUCUAUUUUUUGAUGUGUAAAAAAACGCGAAUGGAUUCAAUAUUUUGAUUAAUAUUGAGAGAUUUUCUCUAAACAAUACGACUUGUCAUAGAGAAGGUUAGCAUCUGUUAGACUGGGAAUCCAGAAAAAGUUGUCCAUAAGCAUUUAAGCCUGAAGUGUGAAUUCGUUUCUCAGGCUUAACAUUCAGCGGUUACUUUGUUUGCAGUUUAGUGGUUUGCCAAUGGAGAUAAAUUUGUUUCUUAUCGCUCGUUCGUCAAUAUCGUUUUUUCCUUUUCUUGCCUGUAACCUUUCAAACGCGUUGAUUAUCGUUAAGGCCACAAUAGAGGAGAAGGGCCCAAUAUCGAGAUAAGCAGAUGAAAUCUCAGUUUCACAGGCAACGAGCCUUGCAAAGCUCUUCCCUUCUUGCCCUAGUGUCUUAGCUUUGUAGUUAUUGUAAAACGACGUAAUCGCUACAAUUAAG
Molecule: messenger RNA, 1373 nt
Organism: Pocillopora verrucosa
Lineage: Eukaryota; Metazoa; Cnidaria; Anthozoa; Scleractinia; Pocilloporidae
Product: PRA1 family protein 3
Cellular component (GO): membrane
Source: RefSeq, a predicted model, not a curated record